GCAGUCUUACGACAGCAAAAUAGUUGAAUGUGUCGUUGGAUGUUGAGUUAUGUAUACAUUUCAAUGUAUUUAUCUUGUGGUAGACAUUUACCCCAAUGAUAUGUGGAAUUCUGUCUACAAAACUACUAAAUUGAAAUCUGUGACUUUAUGGUGACAGGCGGAUCCAAGAUUUUUGCUUACUUAUUUUUGGUCACUUUCUGCCUUUCUCUGAGUGUAUACUUUACACAAAGUAUUCGACCAAGUGACUAAGGUAAGAGUUUUGCUUACAAAAUCAUCUGUCGUGACCAAAUAUUUGCAUAAUUUAACCUUAUGUCAAAAAAAGUAAACAUACAACGAUAUAUUUCUCUUAAACAAAACUGGUUGCUUGAAAUGCGAUCCAUGAAAUAGUGUAAAAGUUAGUACAAAACCGGGAGCAAUCGAACAAUUUCAUAUACCGGUAUAAAGACAUCCCUGAUUUUUGACUGUCAUGCAAUUUCCUAUUUAACAAGAGGUACCGCUAAGUGUUUUUAAAUUUAUGACAAAAACAUGCAUGUUUCAGUCUGCUUUCAAACCAAGCCAAUAUUGUGCGUUAGUAAUGAAUGAAUUAUUAUUGUUAGAUAACAUAAUAAGAAAUUUCUGAGCAGAAUAAAUUUUAGAUGAUUGAUUUUUACAUAUAAUAUUAAAAGGAAAUUUACCCGAACAUUUCAAGUAUAAAAAAGUAAAAAAAGUACUAUUUUCUGUUUUUGAAAUUAAGUAAUGUAAUUCGUAUUUUACAAAAAACAACUGCUUACAACAGUCCUAUCCUGCACAAUCGUUUUAAAAUUAAAACAUGAAAAUCGAAGAAUAUUUGAGUUUUUAUUAAUCCCAAUAUAAAUAAAUUAAUUAAUAUUAAUUUAUAUAGGAUUUCAUAGAUGAAUUAUGAAAUAAACAUUUAUGUUGCUUUUUUUUUCAAUUACGCUGUCAUUAUGAAAAUAAGUUAUUAUUUAUAUAAAAUACAAAAUAAUAACCUUUAUGUGACAUGUAUUAUUCAUAUCCAAUAUCUGUCAUUUUAUUGAUUGCGUUAUGUGACAAGUUUUAAUUAUGCAUGUACCUAGUUCUGUGUAACCCGGCUACGUGCAGGUACCUAACUUUACCCAAACCACAGUUUGGAAAUUUUUAGCCAAUCAGCGUGGCUCAUCAUCUUGUGUGAUCAUUUUGAUUCAUUUUAUCGAAAGGAGAAGCCACGCAAAAAUUUUAAAGAAAAUUACCCUCCAUCCAACCCCAGAACUACCUCCCCAGUUUUCAAUUAUUUUCACCUGCCUGGUCUGUAUUUUUUAGAUAACCCACCUUUUUUGUGGACAUGCAGGCAGGUUGUGUUUUGGUUUUGAGAAGUUUAUUUUCAUGUAAUUUUAGGUUAUGUUUGUUGGGGGUCAGAUUGCAUAAUACUUAUUGAAGAUAAAGCUUUGUUUGUCAAUUUUUCUAAUCCUUUCUGACCCCCAUUAUUUGUACAAGUUUCAUAUUCGUCAUUUUAUGAAUAAAUGACAUUUUUUCAAUUCAUACUGUGUUACUGGUUCUGCCUGUCUGGUCAAAAAACAAGCUUAGUCAACUUGGCAAGAUAUUUAUUAAACCAACGGAACAUAAAUAUAGAUGUACUUAUAUGCCUAUGUAAUUCAGUAUUGGCUUUCCAUAUUUGUAGUUGAAGUGUUGAUUAUGAAAACUUCGGAAGAUAAAUUACGUGCACUUAUUUUUAGUUACUAACUUGUUUAAACAGAAAUUAAGUGUCUGGAGAUUUUAAAGUUCUCUUUUAUAUAAUUUAUUGUACUGUCAGUGUUGUGGACCAGAAAUUAGAAAACACUAUAGUUUUUAUUUCAAUAAUACGCGUGCGCUUUGAGGAGUCAUUUCAAAAUCAUAUGUGAAACCAAAACUAGUCAACAUUUUCUCACAAUGAAGACACUGAAUGCAGAUGUUGUUGACUCAAAGGCGAUCUUCAAUGUAUUACACUCACGGGUAGAAAAUUCACCAAUUUAUCCUACUUUUAAACGUGUUUUGUACAACCUAUGUCUGAUACAGACUAGUCAGUCUGACAGUGGCCAAAUUUGGUACUCCAUAGAAAAAAUUGUACAGGAAGUUACAAAAGCAGAAUGCAAUGAAGAUCCACAAUCUCUUGUUGGAGAAACCCACCCACUUCCUAUCCAUACUCUGGAGAGCAAGGAGACUCAGACAAGUUGGGAUACCACCACCUCUCCAAAUCUUUGUAGUGAAGGCGAUGAAAAUACACUGAGGGAUGCACUGAAUGAAAACUCGGAAUCUGGUGGCGUAAUGACAGAACAAACUCCAGCACCCCCUCUGCCACCUCCACCCCCUCCACCUUCUGCGCCACCUUGUGUCCCUGAAACGCGUCUUGCACCUCCAAUACCUAUACCAGAACCAAAGUGCAAACUUAAACACAUUAUGUGGAAUAAAAUAGCAAACGUUCCUUCCGAAAGUAAGUACUUGGUUUUCAUUCCAAUGCGUUUUACCUUUUAUUAGUAUAAGUGUUUUCUAUAUGAGCAUGAUAACCUAGUCAUGUUUAAACCAAUAUUUAGGCGAUCAGAAAGGUUUUGGCGGCGACUUAAAAGUUUUGUAAGUCGCUCGAUUGCUACGUUACUAAUGAACCUCGAUCGCUAAUUUCGACAAAAAUAUUAGAUCAAAAAGAUCAGAAUGAGUCAGAAUGAUGCGCUGACGGCUUUCAGACA
Messenger RNA from Saccostrea cuccullata (small rock oyster), 2693 nucleotides. RefSeq names its product inverted formin-2-like. Lineage: Eukaryota; Metazoa; Mollusca; Bivalvia; Ostreida; Ostreidae. The transcript has 4 exons. Bases 1903 to 2487 code for a protein of 194 amino acids. The record is from RefSeq and is a predicted model, not a curated record.